AUGGUUCUUGGGCCAUCAUCAAUGGCUUUUCUAGUUGUUCUUGUAAUUUUGCUCAUUAGUUGGAGUAACAAAGUGUCUGGCUAUGGAGAAAAGGAGCUUCUUUCAUUCAAGAAAUCUCAGCACACAGUUGCAAACUACAGAGAUGGCCGAAGUUGCUUCUAUCGAAAUUCGAGAACACAAAAUGGUGCAACCAUACUAGAAAUGAAACAGAGAGACUCCUGCACCAGCCCGAAACCCAGCCCGGCCCGAAACCACCAAGAACUCCUAACAAUAGACGACAGCCGAGUCAAAUCCAUCCAAUCCCGAAUAAAAAACACACUCACGGCCCAAAUCCCCAUAAACCCUGGCCUCAACCUCCAAACACUAAACUACAUCAUCACCAUCACACUCGGCGGCCGCACCUCCACCGUCAUACUCGACACCGGAUCUGACCUCACGUGGCUCCAGUGCCACCCGUGCCGCCUCUGCCACCCUCAGCCGGAGCCCCUUUACGACCCCUCCAAAUCCCCAACCUACGAACCCGUCGCCUGCAGUUCCCAACCCUGCAGUUCCCUACUUUCUGCCAUUGGCAACUCGGGAGUCUGCCCGAAAAACGGGGGACCAACGUGCAAUUACGCAGUUACCUACGGAGACGGGUCGUACUCACGCGGAGACCUCGCUAAGGACGAUUUGGUCCUCGGGAGUAAUAAAUUCCCUGGCUUUGUUUUCGGGUGCGGGCGUGAGAAUAAUGGCCUGUUUGGCUCGGCAUCUGGAUUGAUCGGGCUCGGGAGGAGUGAGUUGUCGCUCGUCUCCCAAACGUCUCAGGUGUGUUUGGCCAUUGCCAGCCUGGCAUAUGAGAAUGAGGUUGGGAUCAUUGGGAAUUAUCAGCAGAGGAAUGUGAGGGUGGUGUAUGAUACUAAGGAGAUGAAACUGGGAUUUGCUAAGGAGACUUGCAUUUUUAAUUAA
Striga hermonthica is the source of this 945-nucleotide messenger RNA. NCBI's taxonomy places the organism in Eukaryota, Viridiplantae, Streptophyta, Magnoliopsida, Lamiales, Orobanchaceae. The record is from the annotation of a GenBank genome assembly.